Molecule: messenger RNA, 961 nt
Organism: Epinephelus fuscoguttatus (brown-marbled grouper)
Lineage: Eukaryota; Metazoa; Chordata; Actinopteri; Perciformes; Serranidae
Gene: nkiras2
Product: NFKB inhibitor interacting Ras-like 2
Exons: 4
Coding region: 237-815 (192 amino acids)
Biological process (GO): canonical NF-kappaB signal transduction
Molecular function (GO): GTP binding; GTPase activity
Source: RefSeq, a predicted model, not a curated record
AGAGCAGCUUGCUUGACAAUAAGAAUUAUUAUCAUAGCUCAGUCAUAUUUACCUGCAGGUAGCCAUUAUGAGCUUAUAUGUUUGAGGGCACAAAUUUUACUCGGGAUUGCCAGUUUCAGAUAACAUUACCGACUGUAUAUAUUACAUCGUGUCUACGGACCUCACCGAAAGCUAAUGCUAAGCUAGUUCCUAAUGUCACAGACUGGAGAAACGAUUUUCUGACCUGAAAGUGAGUCAUGGGCAAAAGCUGUAAGGUGGUUGUGUGUGGCCAGGCUGCAGUUGGCAAAACAGCUGUACUGGAGCAACUACUGUAUGCCAAUCAUGUUGCAGGUUCAGAGCCCAUGGAGACCCUGGAGGAUAUCUAUAUUGGCUCCAUAGAAACUGAUCGCGGCACACGAGAGCAGGUGCGCUUCUAUGACACCCGUGGGCUUCGGGAUGGGAUGGAGUUUCCUCGACAUUACUACACUUUUGCUGAUGGCUUUGUACUCGUCUACAGCAUUGACAGUAAAGAGUCCUUUAAGCGAAUGGAGGCCCUCAAGAAGGACAUCGACCGUCACAGAGACAAGAAAGAGGUGACCAUUGUUGUGCUGGGUAACAAGCUGGACAGGCAGGAUGAGAGGAGAGUCGACUCUAACAUGGCCCAGAACUGGGCAAAGAACGAGAAGGUGCGUCUGUGGGAGGUGUCAGUGGUGGACCGGCGUACACUAAUCGAACCCUUCGUCUACCUGGCCAGCAAAAUGACCCAACCACAAAGCAAGUCCACUUUCCCUCUCAGUCGCAACAAGAAUAAGGGCAGUGGUUCUACAGACAGCUGAACGACCAGACACUGUUUUUAUGUUCAAGAGGAAGGAAAAAGGGAGAAGAGGUGUGUUAAAGGGAAUCUAGUUUUGCUAAAAAAAACAAAAAAAACCCCUAUUUCAAUAUUAUGAAGGACUGAGGUAGUAAGAGUUGGUUUGGAAAA